Exophiala mesophila is the source of this 1101-nucleotide messenger RNA. RefSeq lists its product as uncharacterized. NCBI's taxonomy places the organism in Eukaryota, Fungi, Ascomycota, Eurotiomycetes, Chaetothyriales, Herpotrichiellaceae. Bases 1 to 1101 code for a protein of 366 amino acids. The record is from RefSeq and is a predicted model, not a curated record. Gene Ontology annotation, molecular function: oxidoreductase activity, acting on NAD(P)H. The transcript has a single exon.
AUGGCAAGUCACCGGGCCGUGGUGACGGUCGCUGCUGGAAAACCACUCGAGACACUAUUAGUGCCUACGCCGAAGCCAGUUGGCAACCAGGUUCGCAUUAGAACACAGUGGACAGCGUCAACCCCCUUGGAUCUUCACCAGGGAGAUGGCGGACUUUUGGUCCAACACCCCCAGGUAUUGGGAGAUGGGUUUGGGGGACAAGUGGUCGAAGUCGGACCGGAUGUGACGAAGCUCAAAGUCGGCGACAUCGUCUUCGGUUUUGGUUGGCGAAGCCAGAUCGAGAAGGCUCACCAAGAAUUUUUGGUCAUCAAUGAGAACUUGGCUGGGAAACUUCCCGCUGGCCAUAGCCUUCAAGAAGCCGUGACACUCCCCAACAACUUUGUUACUGCUUGGCACACUCUGACAAGACAUUUUGGAUUUGAGCUCCCAUGGCCAAAACCAGAGGGAUACGUGCCAAAGGACAAGGAUAAAUGGAUACUGAUCUGGGGUGCGAGCUCCAGCGUAGGGCAAUAUACGCUGCAAAUUCUUAAGUGGUAUGGGUAUUUUCACAUCAUCGCCAUCGCCAGCAAGGCUCAUCAUUCAAAACUGAUUGGAUAUGGGGCAAAUAAGUGUUUUGAUUACAGAGAAGCACAUGUCGUGGAGGAUAUUGUCGAGUAUGUGAGUUCUCAGACUAGCAACGAGCCACGGAUUGCGUUUGUGCUGGACUGCAUCGGGAGCCAAAGGGGGAGUAUGCAACCGUUAGCUAGGAUUGCUGAACCAGGAGCGAAAGUUGCUGUAUUACUUCCCGUGAUUGUCAAAGACGCCGCACCUGGAGUUCGGCCGGCAUACGAGAUGGACGUUGGAAAAGACGUGGAAUGGAAAACAGGGGUAGAUGCCCAGGGAGUCCGCACACACUUUUACCUGGACAAUGCCUUUUUGGCAGAGAAGCUACAGGCUGAGAUUAUGCCAACAGCAUUGGAGCAGGGGAUUGUGGAAGCCAAUGACCAAGUGGUUGUCGAAGGUGCAACCAUGUUGGAGAGAGCAGAAAAAGCCAUGUCCAAGUUGAGGAACAAGGAAGUCAGUGGUGCUAGACUGGUCUGGCGAGUUUCUGACGAUGAGUAG